AUGGAGUUUGAUCCCAAAACCCCGCAAUACCUCACCUCCGACAAGAAGAGCUUCGCCAACAAGUCCGUCAACGACCGAUGGCCCGUCAUUGUCACCGGAGCCAUUGACGACCUCCAUCGAUCUGUCGCCGACGUCUCUGAUGAAGAGAAGCGCAAAGAGGGGAAAACCAUCAUUGAGGGACUGGCAGCGCUCAAAUACGAGAUUCAGCAUAAUAGACAAUUGACUCCUCUCAUCGACGAUGGCGAGCCCGGUAUCGAGGAAUACAAUGAGGAGCUGGAAGAGCGGGGGAAUCCUAACUGGCAUGAUGUCGCCUGGCUCUUUUCGGAGUGCUAUAUGUACAGACGCAUAGCCACCCUCUUCAACCGCUCAAGACACUGGAAGAACUACGAUGUCUUUGCACGCCAGAAGAUGUCCACAUUUAAGUCCUCCCGCCCCGCCGUACUUGAAUUAGCCGCCAGAUACAAGGAGCUGGCUCUCGAAGCAGAGAAAGGACACAACACCGAGGAAUCCGACCGCUUGCUCUUCGCCGAGAUGUGCGAGAUAUGUCUAUGGGGCAACGCAACGGAUCUCUCCCUUCUAACCUCUCUUACAUACGAGGAUAUUCAGAAACUGCAAGGCUCCCAGGCGCGAAAGGCUGCAGAGAAGAACAUCCUGGUCAACGACAUGGAUGCCGCAUUCGAUGUUCUCCGUGCAGCGCAGAAGGAGAAGAAGCAGGAGCGCAGGGUCGACAUUGUGCUCGACAAUGCGGGCUUCGAGCUCUUUGUCGACCUCAUUCUAGCUGGAUACCUCCUCUCCGCCGGGAUCGCGACGACGGUGGUCCUCCGCCCCAAGGUCAUCCCCUGGUUUGUGUCAGACGUGGUGCCCCGCGACUUCGUGGACCUUAUCCAGGCUCUCGCGGAUCCGCAGGGCUUCUAUACGGCGCCCGACGAGACGGGCAAGGAAUAUCCCCCUCUCGCAGAUAAGGAAGUCGAAGAGGUCAAGUUCCUCUUCGAACAAUGGAGCCACUUCCACGCAGAGGGCAAGCUCAUCAUUCGCCCUCACCCCUUCUGGACAGCUGGAGGCUCCUACUGGCGUCUUCCACACACUGCACCAGAUCUCUUCGAGGACCUUAAAGAGGCUGAACUCGUCCUAUUCAAGGGUGAUCUAAACUAUCGCAAGCUAGUGAGCGACGCGGCCUGGGACCCGACCACUCCUUUCACAACGGCCAUCGGGCCCCUUGGCCCGCACUCUGGUCUCCGCGUGCUGUCCUUCCGUACUUGCAAGGCCGAUACCGUCGUCAGCCUGCCCGCGGGCAAGGACGAGGAACUGCAGAAGCAGUACCCCGGUAGUGGAUCCGGUGGCCGUGAGUGGGCGUGGAGUGGGAAGUGGGCUGUUGUGUCGUUCUGUGAUGGGAAGAUUUGA
Aspergillus calidoustus is the source of this 1401-nucleotide messenger RNA. The record is from the annotation of a GenBank genome assembly. NCBI's taxonomy places the organism in Eukaryota, Fungi, Ascomycota, Eurotiomycetes, Eurotiales, Aspergillaceae.